Messenger RNA from Globicephala melas (long-finned pilot whale), 3635 nucleotides. It is a transcript of the gene BRD9, whose product is annotated as bromodomain containing 9. The record is from RefSeq and is a predicted model, not a curated record. Gene Ontology annotation, biological process: regulation of transcription by RNA polymerase II. Gene Ontology annotation, cellular component: nucleus. Lineage: Eukaryota; Metazoa; Chordata; Mammalia; Artiodactyla; Delphinidae.
GCCCGCUUCCGGCGCGAUCUCGCAAGCUCCGCGGCGAGGCGGGCGGAGAACCAGGGCCGGGGGUCGGCGGCCACGGUGCGGCAGGCCUCGCUGCUGCCCUCGGCGCCGUCGCCAUGGGCAAGAAGCACAAGAAGCAUAAGGCCGAGUGGCGCUCGUCGUACGAGGACUAUGCAGACAAGCCUUUGGAGAAGCCCCUGAAGCUGGUGCUCAAGGUCGGAGGAAGUGAAGUGACAGAGCUCUCAGGGUCCGGCCACGACUCCAGUUACUACGAUGAUAGGUCAGACCACGAGCGGGAGAGGCACAAGGAGAAGAAGAAGAAGAAAAAGAAAAAGUCGGAGAAGGAGAAGCACCUUGACGAUGAAGAAAGAAGGAAGCGAAAGGAAGAGAAGAAGCGGAAGCGGGAAAAGGAACACUGUGACACAGAGGGAGAGGCGGACGACUUUGAUCCGGGGAAGAAGGUGGAGGUGGAGCCGCCCCCCGACCGGCCUGUCCGAGCGUGCCGGACACAGCCAGCUGAAAAUGAGAGCACGCCUAUUCAGCAACUACUAGAGCAUUUCCUCCGCCAGCUCCAGAGAAAAGAUCCUCAUGGAUUUUUUGCUUUUCCUGUCACGGAUGCAAUUGCUCCUGGAUACUCAAUGAUAAUAAAACACCCGAUGGAUUUUGGCACAAUGAGAGACAAAAUUGUAGCUAAUGAAUACAAGUCAGUCACGGAAUUUAAGGCAGAUUUCAAACUGAUGUGUGAUAAUGCCAUGACGUACAACAGACCGGACACCGUGUACUACAAGUUAGCUAAGAAGAUCCUCCACGCGGGCUUUAAGAUGAUGAGCAAACAGGCAGCUCUUUUGGGCAACGAAGAUACAGCCGUCGAGGAGCCUGUUCCUGAAGUUGUGCCCGUACAAGUAGAAACUGCUAAGAAAUCCAAAAGGCCGAGUAGAGAAGUCAUCAGCUGCAUGUUCGAGCCGGAAGGAAACGCCUGCAGCCUGACCGACAGCACCGCGGAGGAGCACGUCCUGGCCUUGGUGGAGCACGCGGCCGACGAGGCCCGGGACAGGAUCAACCGGCUGGUCCCCGGUGGCAAGAUGGGCUACCUGAAGAAGAACGGGGACGGGAGCCUGCUCUACAGCGUGGUCAACACGGCCGAGCCGGACGCAGACGAGGAGGAGACGCACCCGGUGGACCUGAGCGCGCUGUCCAGCAAGCUGCUGCCCGGCUUCACCGCGCUGGGCUUCAGGGAGGAGCGGAGGAGCAGAGUCACCUUCCUGUCCGGUGCCAGCACUGCCCUGUCCACGCACAACAACUCAGUGUUCGGCGACUUGAAGUGCGACGAGGUGGAGCUGCUGUACUCGGCCUACGGAGACGAGACGGGUGUGCAGUGCGCGCUGAGCCUGCAGGAGUUUGUGAAGGAUGCCGGGAGCUACAGCAAGAAGCUGGUGGAUGACCUCCUGGACCAGAUCACGGGCGGGGACCACUCACGGAUGCUCUUCCAGCUGAGGCAGAGGAGAAGCGUUCCGACGAAGCCUCUGGAUGAAGUAAAGGCGGGGGACCCUCUCGGGGAUGGUGGCCCCGCCCUGGACUUCAUGGCCAUGAAGUCCUACUCGGACGUCUCUCUGGACAUCUCCGUGCUCGGCUGUCUGGGUAGGUUGUGCCGGGCACCUCCCGGCGAGCAGGGUGGCUCGGCCCUGCCCAUUGGCCGCACGAUGAAGACCCCCAUCCUCAGGACCCCCCAGGUGACUCCAGAUGGGGCCCGCCUUGGGAAUCGUCUGCUGGGGUCCCGCCCCCGGUUAGUGCAGUGGUGUGCUCCCUACCGUCGUCCACGUGUGCCCACUGGGCUGGCCCCGUCGGGGAAGAUGCCUCUGUGCUCCCCUCGGCUCUUGUGUGCCGACGAGGCCCUCCCAGCCCCUCGUGGCCAGUGGUUUUCAUGGUGCGUCUCCUCCCCUCCCCCUUCAGACCUGCUGGACGUACUGUGCGUCCCCUCAGUGGUCUCGCCAGGGCAGUUCCCCCAGGGGACCUGUGGCAGCCUCUGGAGACGUCUUUGGCCUCACACUUGGGACCUGGUGCUUCUGGCCUCAAGCAGACAGAGGCCAGAGGUGCUGCUGACCGCCCUGGAGCCCCAGAAGAGCCCCAGCAGGAAUGGCCUGGCCUGCGGCUGGGGGCUGGGUCCGCGCCCCGCCUGCUGUUGGAAGUGGACCUCGUCACCCCGUCGUGAAGGGUGUCAGGCAGCCUCGCUCCGUCACGCAGCCUGGCAGGCCCUGCUUCUGGUUGAAGCGCGUCAGACCCUUGGUGUUCAGCGCGGUUGUGGAUAGGACUGCGCUCCAGCCUGCCGUCUGGCUGUGUGCUGGUUUCCCAGCGGUUCAGGGGUCCCCAGGACCACCCCCAGGUGUGAUUCCUUAGGACCCCAGGACUCGGAGGGGCCUGGGGGGGGUGUUGCUGCGGGAGACCCGGCCCCAGCUGCCAGCGCCCUCCCCACGAGCCGCCGGCCAGAGCUGUGACGACCGGCACCCUCUGCCUGGCCCAGCCCCGGCCCCAGACUCCCAGCAGGAAGGCGGGGGCCCAGGACAAAGCACACCGUGGCCCAGACGGUCUGGCACGGCGCCCCCUCGGUCACUCAGGCGGUGGGAGCCAGCCAGGGGCCGGUCUGGCUUCUGACAACUGUUCUCUUUCCUCUCGCGGAGUCUAAGGCUUUCUCCACUUUACCUGGUUGUGGUAGUUUGGUUACAGCAGCCCUGGUUGGUUCUCCUUUAGGUUUAUUCUUCACGGGUUGCGUUUCGUCGUUGGGCCUGGGGGUUUGGAGCUGAAUGUGGGGAGUCUGGCUGUAGUUCUCCAGCACCCUCCUGAGCCCGACUCUGCCCACCUGCCUUUGGUCUGCUCUCUGCUUGGUUUCGGGCCGCGGCGGGCGGAGUCCUGGGGGCACUGGGCGCCCUUCUGCUGACCUGUCAGUCUCCCGGGCUCGCCGUAGCUGCCAUUCUUUUCACCCCCAGGAGCUCCACCGACUUUUCCUGCGUCGUCCCCCUCUUGCCUCCGGUCACGUGUCCUUUGCCUUUGGAACACGCGGUGCGUGUUCCUAAUCUCUGUCCCCGCAUCUCACUCGCAGGGCUGUCCCCCGGUGGGGCUGCGUGUCCCUGUUGCUCUGCCUGCAUGGGCGUGGCUGGUGGGACGCGCUGGAUUUAGUCGGCGCCUUUGCACGUGCCGGGCGCUGUUCCGAUGGUCGUUAGGCAGCUUGGAGCGUCGGGCCCUGUCUGGGUUUUUCUUAGGCCGUCUUAGGGUACAGAGCCAGGUCAGUGCAGGGCGGACGUGGUCCCACCAUUAGGCCGCGCCCUUCGGGGGGCUUGGGCCGCAGGUGACCACAGCAUGUGUGCGGCUCUUGACCCCCCAAGAGGCCACCCUCACACUGGCGCAGGGCAGGCUCAGCCAGGCGUUUGUCGUCCUUGGUGCGUGUGGUGACGUGGCUGCGGGUGGACGGGCUGGCCGGCCUCCACAUCCCAUCGUCCCGUGUGUGCAGGGAAAGUGAAGAAGGAGCUGGACCACGACGACAGCCACCUGAGCCUGGACGAGACCACGAAGCUCCUUCAGGACCUGCAGGAGGCGCAGGCAGAGCGUGGGGGCUCCCGGCCGUCCUCCAACCUCAGCUCCCUGUC